GAGGAGAUGCUCAGAACACAUGGAGAGAGCUUUCUCAGGCGUGAGCUGGGAACUCUGUUUUUAUCCAAAGUCGGUUGCUUCAAGUGUUUUGAUAGUAAUACUGCAGCUACGGACCUGAGAAUUUCGCUGGCGGACGUGGCAUAACCCACUACAGGUGCGAAAAAUACCAGUUGACAAAACGAACUUUCAAAUCUCUUACAAUGUUCAAAAAACAGACGCGAGGUCAUCAGGCGUUGUGAUGACGUGGCGGUACUGGCUCCGACAGCGCAGGCGUUGAAGCGUUCGCCUGCGCUUUCAUUGGGCAAUGUAAGAUGAGAGGGGAGGGGAGGAGGCACAGCGUUACGCAGAGGGGAGGGGAGAAGGAGGAGGAUGAUAAUGAGUGUCCCGAGGAAGAGAACCACCGCACGUGCAAGCAAUAGGGUGGUGCAUUUGCACCAACUGCUGCUUGCCAACGUCUCAUGCGAGGGCCAACGUACGGUCGGUGAGCGCAGGGUGCAUCGCUGCCUCACCAGCAAACGAGAGCCUCCCAUACUGUCAUAGCUCUACCGACCUCCCACUCCUUCGUCCGCUGGACCCCGACUUCGAACGAGUGUCCUAACCCCGCUGAGCAUUGGCGCGCGGGGCGCUGGAUUUCGGGAAUAAAAAGCACGCUCACAACAUGCUUCACAUUGGGUGCUGAAAACAACUGGCCAGGAUGCGGGCCGUCUGAGCUUCGCUGAGGCGCGAACUGGGCAUGUGAGACAGCCGCGCAUGCCCGAACGCGUCAAGCUUUGCACCAGCGAGCGAGACGAAGUGCGGCAUGGUGAGGUGUGGGGAUGAGGAGCAGGAGAAGGGAGGAAGAGAUGGAGGUCAUAAUACACUUGAGGCCACAAACCAACCGACAAACACAAUAAAGGCUUCCGGACAAUGUUGCGAAGAUCAAUUCGAUUAAAUAAGAACGACCUGCGAAAGGGGCAGAGAUUUCCGCCAUGUCUCGGCCCGCGCCACCUCUUCAGAGUUACCUUCGUCGUUGUGUAAGCACUGCAAUACUACGGAUGGGACGGCAAGGGCGAUGAUAACAAAAGGGACGAAGAAACCAGGCUCCACCAAUACACAAGAUUUGUGAACCGCGGUGGCACCUUGCAGUAACUGCGCGGCGACUGCCUUCGGCCAGCAUGGCACCAACAAAUUCCGGUGGGUACCCAACGGGGGUGACUUACCACGGAAGGAGGGGCAGCGGAGAAGGCUGGUGACGGUAGGGAUGAGGAUGAAAGAGUGGGGAGCGAGAACUAGAGCGGCGAGGGCUGAUAACGGGCGGGGAUGGGGAGGGUACUGUUGACGAGAAAAAUGGACUCUCCAAGCCCAAAAAUUCGGUGCACAAUUGUCGCCUUGUGGUCUUCCAAGAAACUUAAACUGAGAGCUCGGAAAGCAGACUGGCCGGCGCAAGCUGUGGACUUCGAAAGGCCAGCGCUUGUUUUGGGCCAGCGCCUCUCGUCGUCCAGCACUUCGAAUAGUCCGACAGGAGGAAGGAUGGCUCUGGCGCUUGCAAAUCAGAACAGCGGGGAGAGAGAGAGGGGGGAGGAGGAGGAGGAGGAGGAGGAGGAGGAGGAGGAGGAGGAGGAGGAGGAGGAGGGUCGGGUCGGCCAUGGAUCCAUGAGGCUUCGUGCCUAGGCAAUCAUGAUGAGCACGCGCCUUUGUAAUUAUCUGGACACCAUCGGGCACCCUUGCUGAAAAACGCACAACGAUGCCUGUCGCUGCGAGCUAGCACCCGUGAGGGAACCAGCACUCGCAGCUGAGCAUUGGAGCCUGGCCUGAGUGUAGUACCAAGCGCUGUGCCUGGGCCGCGGCAAGAGAAGCGCCUUGUAGAUCCUGGAACCUAGUCCAGCCGGGCCACCGGCGGCGCCGAAGAACAGCGGCGGCAGCAGCCGAUCCGGUCAUCCUCCUCCUCCUCCGCCACGAAGAAGUGGAGGAACGUGCGCUUGACGGUGGCCUUUAACUGCGACGGCAGCUCCCGCCCACGGAGCGCGCACCUCCCGCAGGCGUGGGGCCGGGACGGCGGUCACGGAGCGGCCGUCGAGGGCCCACGGGGCCAAGCACGGUGCGCGUUGCUGCCGCUCGCGCUGCACGGCCCUCGGCGGGUCGCACUCCCGCGCGCGCUCCUCGAGGUCGCACCGCGAACCGUGCUCGUCGUGCUCCGCCUCGCUGCAUUUCCAAGGCAGCAUCUUGCCCGGGGCGUGGGCGAACUUGCAAGCGUCGCCCUGCCUGCACGUCCCGGUCUUCACGAAGCUCUUGCACGGCUGAGUGUACGAGAAGUCCGGAGCUGUGCGCACGUCGUCGCUCCCGUGCGCAAAGCUGCAGUCUUCCCCUCGGGCGCAGUAACCCUUCGCAUAGUAAGUACACAGGCGCGUCUUGUGCAAGAAGCGAGCCGUCAUGACAGCAUUACCUUUGCGGGAAACAGCGGGCGCCAUGCUGGGAGUGUGCGGGCGGUCUGGAUGCCUAUAGCGCAGGUCCUGGCUGGCAGUUUGCUUGGCAAUGCGCU
This is a messenger RNA of Prorocentrum cordatum, 2518 nucleotides long. Lineage: Eukaryota; Dinophyceae; Prorocentrales; Prorocentraceae. The record is from the annotation of a GenBank genome assembly.